AGCGGAAUCACGGCCCGGGCCUUGCUCGACAGUUUACCCGAGGCAACGAUAUUGCACCUCGCAUGCCACGGCUACCAGGAUCCAGUCAAUCCGCUCAAAAGUGGGUUCGUGAUGCGGGACGAGAUGCUCACGAUCGAGAGGUUGAUGCUGACACCGCUUCCGCACGCAUUCAUGGCGUUCUUGAGCGCCUGUGAGACCGCCAAAGGAGAUAAGAACCAACCGGACCAAACCGUCCACCUUGCUGCCACCAUGUUGUUCGCGGGUUUCAAGAGCGUGAUUGCAACGCUCUGGUCUAUGGAAGAUGUCGACGGCCCAGCAAUCGCGCACUCAGUAUACAAGAGUGUAUUCGGCGGCGAUUCGGAGGCCCUCGACCCGGACGACAUCCCUUACGCGCUCGAUGCGGCUGUGCAGCAGCUACGCCGAGAGCAUCCCGACCCUAGUCGAUGGGCGCCGUACAUCCAUUUGGGGAUCUGA
Messenger RNA from Punctularia strigosozonata HHB-11173 SS5, 474 nucleotides. RefSeq lists its product as uncharacterized. The record is from RefSeq and is a predicted model, not a curated record. The transcript is spliced from 3 exons. Lineage: Eukaryota; Fungi; Basidiomycota; Agaricomycetes; Corticiales; Punctulariaceae. The annotation marks the transcript as partial.